Messenger RNA from Mirounga angustirostris (Northern elephant seal), 17088 nucleotides. RefSeq names its product ring finger protein 146 (gene RNF146). Gene Ontology annotation, cellular component: nucleus; cytoplasm. Gene Ontology annotation, biological process: Wnt signaling pathway; ubiquitin-dependent protein catabolic process. Gene Ontology annotation, molecular function: poly-ADP-D-ribose binding; ubiquitin protein ligase activity; zinc ion binding. The coding region runs from base 297 to 1379 and encodes 360 amino acids. The transcript has 4 exons. The record is from RefSeq and is a predicted model, not a curated record. NCBI's taxonomy places the organism in Eukaryota, Metazoa, Chordata, Mammalia, Carnivora, Phocidae.
CGCGCGUUCCCGGCCGCUGCGGGCUCUCAGGCCGAAGAGGAAAGGCUGCGAGACGGCCGCGGCUGUGGCUAGAGAGCGUCAGUAACAGAGGGUGCUGACCAUUUAUUCCAUUCCCGUACCUGGUUCUUGAUUGUGCCUAAGGAACAUGAAUUUGUGAAACAACAGGUUGGAUUAGGAAUAAUCUUUGUGGCACAGAAUGAAACAGCAGUGGAAGACAAAAUACCACACACUGUUUGACUGCCGGUGAAGAUGAGCUUUUGUUUUUGUGCCAGACAACUGUGGGAUUUGUAAUAGAAAUGAUGGCUGGCUGUGGUGAAAUUGAUCAUUCAAUAAACAUGCUUCCUACGAACAGGAAAGCGAAUGAGUCCUGUGCGAAUACUGCACCUUCUCUAACUGUCCCUGAAUGUGCCAUUUGUCUGCAAACAUGUGUUCACCCAGUCAGUCUGCCUUGUAAGCAUGUUUUCUGCUAUCUAUGUGUAAAGGGAGCUUCAUGGCUUGGAAAGCGAUGUGCCCUCUGUCGACAAGAAAUUCCUGAAGAUUUCCUUGACAAGCCAACCUUAUUGUCACCAGAAGAACUCAAGGCUGCGAGUAGAGGAAAUGGUGAAUAUGCAUGGUAUUAUGAAGGAAGAAAUGGGUGGUGGCAGUACGAUGAGCGCACUAGUAGAGAGCUGGAAGAUGCUUUUUCCAAAGGUAAAAAGAGCACUGAAAUGUUAAUUGCCGGGUUUCUGUAUGUUGCUGAUCUUGAAAAUAUGGUUCAGUACAGGAGAAAUGAACAUGGACGUCGCAGGAAGAUUAAGCGGGAUAUAAUAGAUAUACCAAAGAAGGGAGUAGCUGGACUUAGGCUGGACUGUGAUGCUAAUACUGUAAACCUCGCGCGCGAGAGCUCUGCUGACGGAGCGGACAGUGUCUCCGCACAGAGUGGAGCUUCUUCCGUUCAGCCUCUAGUGUCUUCCGUAAGGCCCCUGACAUCAGUAGAUGGUCAGUUAACAAGCCCUGCAACACCAUCCCCUGAUGCAAGCACUUCUCUGGAAGACUCUUUUGCUCAUUUGCAACUCAGUGGAGACAGCAUCGCUGAAAGGAGUCAUAGGGGGGAAGGAGAAGAAGAUCAUGAGUCGCCAUCUUCAGGCAGGCUACCCGCACCAGACGCGUCCAUUGAAGAAACCGAAUCAGACGCCAGUAGUGAUGGUGAGGAUGUAUCUGCGCUUGUUGCACAACACUCCUUGUCCCAACAGAGACUUUUGGUUCCUAGUGCAAACCAGACAGUAUCUGAUCUAUCAGAUCGAUCAGGAACUGAUCGAUCAGUAGCAGGGGGUGGAACAGUGGAUGCUGGUGUCAGAUCUAGAAGGCCUGAUGGACAGUGCACAGUAACUGAAGUUUAAAUUAAAAAGUCUUCAGCUUCAUGCUCAAAGUUAAAAUGGUUAUCUGUAAAUUUCUGCCCACAUAACAUUAUACUCAUCCCUGGUAGUGCAUUUUUGGGAGUUGGGGUGGGAAAAGGGGGAAGACAGACCUGUAAAUUAAAAUGUCUAACAUGUCUCUGUUGAGGGAUUUAUUUAAUAUAAGGAACUUGGCGUUAAUAGUGGAGAGCUGUUUAGUAAUAACCCCGUUUUCUUGAUGUCUGUUUAUUUUACAGUUUUUUUAAAUUUGUUCAGUUCUUUUGGCCAGCGUGUGUGUAUUACCUGUGCAUUAACAGUCCUCAUCUGACUCUUGCAUUGUGUCUUAUUUUUCUGCAUGGAUUGACGUAAAACCAUUACUAAAAUUUGGCACCUAUGAGAUGUCUUGUAUUGGUAUGAACAGGAAGCUUAAUGUGAGAAUAGAUGUGAAUCUGGGAUUUUAAAAUAGAUGAAUAACAACUAUUAAAUAGUAAAUUACUGAAAUGGAGAUGUGAAGAAAACAGCUAAUAACUCACGUUUCAGAAUCUUGUCUGUAACAUACUUCAUGGUGUUUCCCAUAGGCUUUGCUGUCUAGUCCUUGUAGUUUGAGGUUUCUCUUGAUCUGCAUUUUUCUUUUUGAUUACAGAAUUUAUAAUUUAAUAAAUACUAGAGUUUAUCAAAAAUAAUUUGUCUGUUGUUUGAGUCUGGAAAGAGGAUGGAAACAUUUUGACAUUUGUGGCCAAAAUAAACAGGUAGCGGUUUGAACUGGUUGUAUUCAGCUUAGUCACCUGCUCAGGAAAGUUUGAUUUUUUUCAGAGACUAUUUAAACAGAAUCUACAAGCAAUUGCAUGGAAUAAGUAUGUAUGGAAAUCAACCUAAAGCUCGUGAGACUUAAAUUUCUUACAUAACUAAUAGUAGAGACCAUAUAUGUAUUUAGAUGUUCAUUGCCAGUCUUCAUUAGUGGUCUGAUACUAAUGAAUUAAAUGGGUAGGCUUAUUUUAAACAGCAUUAGUAGAUACAAAUUUACUUCACACAAAAUGUAGAAUCUGUGACAAAACAGGAAGUCUUGGGUUAACCUGGUAAUCCAGAAUUGGGAUCUGAAAAAUGGUAAUGUGAGUUUGUCUUACUAUAUUUUAAUUCAAAACAGUAGGAUCGUGUUGAAGCAUACGCAAGUUAUUUUUAGUAUGUUUUUCAAAUGUGACUUGAAUGUUACCAUAGCAAAUAAAAACUGUCACUACUUUGAAAUUAAUCUUUUAUCUCUUGUUGUGAUAGGUUAGAAUUGGGAGUUAAUUCUUUGACUUACAUGUUUUUUAAAGCCUGUAUUACAGAGAUGAUCAUGAAAGUUUGAGUUGUGCAUUUGUAUUGUCUACUUUUAAAAUAUAGCUAGUUACGGAAAAGAAAGGUUAGCUACUUUAACAUAUGCAAAUGUUACAGGAUGCUUCAUGAGUCCCUCUGACAUCUUAGGAAGUUUUGAUGUAAAGUUAAAUUUUAUUACUAUGUAAACAGUAGUAAAGUAGUACUUACUACUAGUUUGGAAAUCCCAGGGCACAUACAUAAUGGCCAAUUUUGUAGAGUCAGUAGACUUUCCACAUGAUGUCUAUUGUUUAGUAGAGAGUAAAGAAAACUAUUAAAAUAUCAAAUAAGACCAAAUUUGUAGGAGGGUAAGGUGGGAAGCAUUUUUAUUCAAAAGAACCAUAAAAAAAAUAAAGGAGGAAUAAAAGAAGAGCCAUUCACCAAUUCUUUUUUAAAGAUUUUUUAUUUUUCAUUUAUUUUUAAGUAAUCUCUACAUCCAGUGUGAGGCUUGAACUCACAACCCCAAGAUCAAGAAUCACAUGCUCCAUACCAACUGACCCAGCCAGGCGCCCCCUCCCCAAAUCUACCCCCCAGCUGCUUAGAGCAGAAGAAAAUGACUGAUCAUAUAGCUUUUCUUAUCUUGUCCGUGACCCCUCUCCAUUUUUGUUCUUUAGUGCAAGUUUCAUUAAGUUAUUUUUGUAAAUUAUUUCCAGGUAGGACAACAACCCAGGAAUAGGUUUUGUGGAAAGGUUUUUCCUUUUAAAAAUUGGGGUUGGUUAUAGGGUAAGAACUACUGUGGGGAUUGAUAACUUUUAAGCCAAAAGUGUUACAUAUUUUAGCUAAAUGUUUCAGAUUACUUGAUGAGUUCAGCUAUUCAAAAAACGAUUAAAAACAAAUACUAGUGUAGCCUUCAAAGUAAUUCUGGCAUUUAACUUUUAUAAAGGUUAAUCAUUGGAGUUUUACACAUUGUAUUUUUUUAAAACUAUUUAUUAAAUUUUCCUUUCCUAGCAAUAGCCUCUUUAUUUGCAGGCCCACCCCAAACUGUUCCUACAAGAUCUUUUUCAGUCUGUAAUGCUUCCUCUAAACAAAGCUCUUUGCCUGAAGAAACAGAUCUUUUCAAAGCUCUAAUUACUUCCGGUGGCCCUCUGAUAAACUGCUUUAGCCACUCUUGUGCCUCUCCCAGACAUGCAGUUUCAUCUGAAGACUGCAAGACCUCUUCAACCAUUCCUAUGUUUAAAGCUUUUUUUGAAUCCAGUUUGAGGGCCCCACUUAACACUUUGAGAGCCUGCCUACUGCCAAUGAUUUCAACUAGUCGGGCAGCACCGCCCCAGCUUGGUAUUAUACCCAUCUCUUUGUGGACAAAUCUGAUCUCACUUUCUGCAGUCAUUAAUCUGCAAAAGAGAAAAGAAAAAACUUCAUCUUAACUAAGUAUAUGUGCUUUAGUCAUAAAGUACUACUCAUUAUCUAAUCUGAAAUCUCCAUAGAUCUUUAUAGGUAGAUUUGUUACAUUAAAACCUGAAAGUUCAAAGAAUCUGGCUAAGUAUACAAUUCAGUUUACUACACAGUCCUUAAUAUUUGCCUUUGAAAACAAUAUCAGCAUUUUUAUUGUGCUUGUUUAUCCUUUGCUUUGGCAAGUAAGAAUUUAGUUUUUAUUUUAUGUUUAUUUCUAGAAGCCCAAAUUAUCUUUCUAAAGUGAGUAGUGGCCUAAUUAGAAAAUCUGGAUUGAGUGGAAAUACGGGAGUAGGAAAUGUUAGGGUCAUACUGUAGAAAAAAAAAAUGCAUAAUAAAGUUAAAGUCAAUAGUUGUCAGGAAAAAAUUGGUUCUUAACCCAGCAUCUAUACAGUCUUCAAGCAAGUAUUUACUAAGCUCUACGUAUGCCAGCUUGUCUAGAUGUGGGACUACAGGAAUGACCAAAAUAAAACCCUGAGCUCAGUUGACAUUCCUGAUAGGAGAAAAAGACACUGAACAAUAUAGGACCAGUGGUGAGAAGUGCUAUAGAAAAAAGGGGGGGGGGUGUGCCUGGGUGGCUCAGUCGUUAAGCGUCUGCCUUCGGCUCAGGUCAUGAUCCCAGGGUCCUGGGAUCGAGUCCCACAUCGGGCUCCCUGCUCGGCAGGAAGCCUGCUUCUCCCUCUCCCACUCCCCCUGCUUGUGUUCCCUCUCUCGCUGUCUCUGUCAAAUAAAUAAAUAAAAUCUUUAAAAAAAAAAAAGAAAAGGGGCGCCUGGGUGGCUCAGUUGGUUAAGCGACUGCCUUCGGCUCAGGUCAUGAUCCUGGAGUCCCGGGAUCGAGUCCCGCAUCGGGCUCCCUGCUCUGCAGGGAGUCUGCUCCUCCCUCUGACCCUCCCCCCUCUCAUGUGCUCUCUCUCUCAUUCUCUCUCUCUCAAAUAAAUAAAUAAAUAAUCUUUAAAGAAAAAAAAGAAAAUGGGGCAAGGGACUAGAGAAUGAGGAGAUGUGUGUUGGGGGUAUUAACUAAUGUUAACUAGUCCUCAGAACUAGCAUAUGAGGAGGUAUAAUUCGCCAUUUUACAGAGGGAAACUGAAGCCACAGAGACUAACUAAAUCGCUCACUCAAGGCCAUGCCACUAUGGCAGAGCCAGAACUUAAACCCAGGAAGGUUAGCUUCUUAUGCGUGCUCCCCUCACGGUACACCUAACAGCGAGACUAGGACGGAAACUGGGAUGCCAUUAAGAAAGCGGACAGUGGCGUGGGUUGGACUAACAAUAAUGAUUGCCUAUAGCAGGGAUGCAUUUUUCCAAAGCAAGGUUUUUAUGAGUAGGGUGAUUAAGAAGCAAAGUGGAACAAGAAAGGGGAGUGUUAACAUAAAUCAGUGGACAUAGUAAAAGGCUUCACAUUUGCCAGUUAAAUAUCCAUUACACCAUUAACAGAAUGCACAAAGCUAUCCUGUGUAGGAAAUACUGCCUAUGAAUUUUAUUUUGACUGCAUGAGCUUUCACUGUUAAAACCUCUAAUUUGGAACAAAGGUCAUGUCUGCAUUUUAAUUUUUUUAAGAAAAAAUGUAGCUGUCAAACUACUCACUGUGCAAAAGAAGGCCUUAUGUUAGUUCUGCUUUCCAAAGUGUAAAUGCUCAGCUGCAGGUGUUUUGGUUCUAUUAGCACCAAGAACAACAGACUCUUAGUCUUUGACUCUUUAAUCAGGAAAAAUAUUCCAGUAAAUUCUCACAAAAGCCUAUUUAUUAACCCACUGGGAAAGAGAACUUUCUCUUCACAGCUGUGAACUCCUACAAGGGAAAAUCUGCCUCAAUUAUGAACAAUUGCUUUUAGAGGCAAAUAGCCAUGAAAACAGUAGUUUUCAAUAAAUUUAAGUGGGAAGGAAGAAAGAACAAAUCUCCUAAGAAUCGAAUCUAGCCCAAAAUUGUGAGAGGAGUACUGCCUUGUUAUAACAAACAGAAAACAAUGUCAAAAAUUAAAGUGGAAUAGAAAUUACAGAAAUGUCCAAUAGUCUUGGAGAUAGGAAUACCGUUAAUACUGAAAACAAUUCUAUAAAACUUUUCACAGCAUAAAUUGAGUGUGUCACAGUCCUAAAUUAUAUCCUAGAAUUGACAGCUGAUGUUGGCUCAGAGCUAUGCCUACAACACAGAAAAGGAUAUGUCAGAAAUACAUUCACUUAGAAUCUGCUGAACAUUUAAAAGCUGGUUAACGCCCAAGAUGUGGGGACAGUGUAGAUGAGCUUAUGACAACAAAAGUUAUUAUCUAUGUAAGCACACUGAUACUUGGAAUUCUCUGCUUCUAGAGAAGAAUAUUUCUAUACCAUGUAUUUUUUUUCCUCUGCCAUAUUUUACAAGGUCAAGUAUGCUUUUUGGAAUCAUCUUUUACAACUCUAACAAAUCUUGAGGAAAUCUUUGUAAAAACUACCUGUUGUGAUCAAACUCUGACAUCCAUUUUUUACAUAUCAUCCCUAGGGUGUGUUUGUGUACUGAUACACAUUUAAUAUACAUUAGCAAAUACUACCGAAAAAUUAAUGACAAAAGAACACAAGGUAGUUUACUCUAACAAUGAGAGAAAUAUGGAACAUUCAGAUGGUAACCUUUCACAAAACUCUAUUAAUCUAAAAAUUAAAAUUUAAAUAUAAAAUUUUAAAUGUUGAUAACCAUAAUCUACAAAGAAAAUGUCCAAUAUCCAAAAAUAGAAACAGCUUCCUGAUAGACCUUCCAGGAUUACACACUAAUUACUUCUAGAAUUUAGAUGCAAGUGUACCACCUGUAAUGUAAUUUACUGCAAGUGAUUAUACAGAAAACUGGAAGACCUAAAUCUUAAAAUUCUGAAGAUUUAACAGCAAACUCAAUUUAUAAAAUAUUAAACUCCCUUAUUUUGACAAGUAAAAGAAUUACAAGUAUCUUCUCCUUAUCAGUGUAAUUAUUAUUGGCAAUGUUUGAAAUCUGUGACACCUUGGUAGAGAUGAGGGGGAUGAGGAAAUUAAUCAAAUAUUGAUACACUCCUCAUUACUGUGUGGAUGCAACAGUAAACUACCCGUAGUAAGAGAAAGUAUCACCUUCGACAGGUGUUGCAAAGUCAGUGAUGAUACCUCAAAGGACUGUUCGGUGUGCUAGUACUUUCUAAUAAGUUAGCUAUAAGUUGCAGGUCUUUGAACAAAUGUAUUCAAGAAAAACUUUUUAAAGAUUUUAAAUAUUAGAGCAUGCUCAUGCAAGCGGGGGGAGGGGCAGAGGGAGAGAGAGAGAGAGAGAAUCUCAAGCGGACUCCCUGAUGAGCGUGGAGCCUGAGGCCGGACUUGAUCUUACAACCUGGGGAUCAUGACCUGAGCCGAAACCAAGAGUCGGACCCUCAACCGACUGAGCCACUGAGGCGCCCCCGAGAAAAACAAUUUUAAAACAAUUAUCAUGUUUUGCUUAAAAAGGAAAUAUUUUAGUAAAAGUUAGAAAAGGUUUUUUGGGGUGGCUCAGUCGUUAGGCGUCUGUCUGCCUUCGGCUCAGGUCAUGAUCCCAGGGUCCUGGGAUCGAGCCCCGCAUCGGGCUCCCUGCUUGGCGGGAAGCCUGCUUCUCCCUCUCCCACUCCCCCUGCUUGUGUUCCCUCUCUCGCUGUGUCUCUCUCUGUCAAACAAAAUCUUAAAAAAAAAAAAAACCAGGUUUUAAAAAUUUUUUAUUUUUAAGUAAAAGUACUUUUAGUGAACUCGGUUAAUAAAGAAUUGAGAAACCAAUAAUUAUGUCGGGAGACAUAUUGUAAAUAAGACAGACUUGAACCGGACUGCCUGGCUCUGCCGCUGGACUGGCUGCGCACCACACCCAGGAAAACACAGCAAAGAAAAAGACACACGGUAUAAAGGGGAUGAGGAAGAUUCAACUACUUAACGUCCCUGGGCUUCAGUAUGCUUGUUUAUAAAAUAGAUGUAAUAGCACUACAAAAUAGAUGUAAUAGUAUAGCACCACAGAACUAUGAAUAUUAAAUGAGUUAAAAUACGAAAGGUGCUUAGAAUAUAUUUGCCACAAUUUGUUUAAGUAGAAGGAAUCUUAGAGGGUUGCAUCUGUGUAUGUUUAAGAAAAAAAAGUCUGUGAUCUCUGCCUCAGCCACAUCCACAGUAGAGCACAGUAUUAUACUUUUAUUCGGAAUAUGAAAGUUGUAUACAUUUUGUAGCCUCACAGUGCCUGACACGCAUUAAACUAUGUAUACUAGCUUGUAUGAAGUUGGUUGUAUUGAUAGGUGGGUCACUACAAGUAACAGUGGUGUUUCUGCUAGAAAAGUAGCAUAAACAAAAGAUCCCAAGUUGAUUAAAAAAAAAAAUAGACAUAUAUCUAAGAUUAACUUAAGGAAUAUUGUGUAAUAUAAGUACAAGCAUAAAUAUUUUUAAAUUUUAAAGAAAGCAUUCAUGUUACAAAUUAAGUAAUACACUGUCAUAAACCUAAAGUUUGGAAUCAUUGAUUUAAAUAAAUUUUAGUCUAUGGCCAGAAACUGCUAGUCCUUUUACAGUACAUGUUAAGAGCCAAAGAUGACAAGACGACAAAACAAAUUGUGGUGACAUGAGGAAAUACGUUAUAUAAAAAGUAUAUAAUUAGCAAGAGCACCUCUGAUCACAAACAAUGCUUUUAAAUCAUGCUCGAACAUCAGCACUGACUUGUUUGCACAUGUACUUUCCUGGCACCUUCUCCCUGCUUUCUACCUGACAUCGCACCCCACGACAAAUUAUGAAAAAGAGAAGGCAAGAACCGACAGAUUCUCUCCAUAACCUCCCCAUAAUCUACUCUGAGAGUAGAUUUCCUAUUCUUAAGUGAUUGGCCUCAUGAGGCUCCAUUUAUUCUAUACAGAGACUGCCCGAGUAAGGAAGUAGAUGGUUGAAUGAGUGAACUUUUGUAUUCGUGUAUGGAAGGGGGUGAUGGUAGAAUGAGGGAAGAGCAGAUGGGAAAAUGUUUUGGGAUAUCAACUCUGAUUUUAAUAUUCAGUUAGUAAGUCUGCUCAGAGGUGAAUUUUCUUGAUAUUAGAGGAUCUAAAGUAAGAAUUUCCACAUAAUAUGGUGGUAACUGCAAAACAAGCCAACAUAGGCAAUGUGAUUGCUUUCCUGAGGUGGACAUCUCAUAUUCAGAGAACAGGCACUACCAUAUCAGAAAUGAAAUUUGCUUUUUAAUUACUCUGAGAUCUGGGAUGUGUGUGUGUGUGUCUGUGUGUGCACACACAAGCAUGCACAUUUGUCUGUGCAAGUGUAUGUUUUAUAUAUAGAUAGUCUGCAUUUUAUUUAUAAAUAAAGUUCAUAUUUUAAGAAAAGGGCUACCGACAGUAGCUCCCUUGGGAUAAGCAUGCUUACAGCUCCCUUUCUUUGCAAUAUACCUUGGACUAAUGGGUAGCAGCUGGAAACGCUAAUACCUGGGGCUAAAGGUUAUUAUUUAGAUUCAGGAAAACAGGGUUAAAGAAUGGAAACAAAUUAGACAGGCAGGCUCUAAAUUGCAUAGUUGAGAAUUUUAUUUCAUAUGGCUGAUGGGAGGAAUAAAAAUGUGUUUUUCACCCUGUGUAUAAAGAGCUAAAUCCUUGAUCUUCCAAAGAAAAACAGGAAAAGAAAAUGCAAACAAUUCACACACACACACACACACACACACACACACACACACACACCCCCAAUGAACAUGAAAAUUUAUACAUUACCAAAAACCUUAAAAAUACAAAUUAAAAUUUAAUUUUUGGUUAUCAAAAUUAGAAAAGCGGCUUUAAAAGAUUAUACUCAUUAAAAGACAGGAUGCUAUCAAAUAGAUACCCAUCUACUGCUGGUAUAUAUAAAGUGGCAGAAUCUUUCCUGAAGGAUAACUUGGCAUUAUGUAUGAAAAACUUUGAACAUUUUCAUAUCCUUUGAUUAAGUACUUGAACUACUUACAAGAUUUAUUCUAAAGAAAUAAUCGGAAAUGUAGUAAAGUCUUAUAUAAGGUAGUUAUCACAGCAUUAAUCGUAAUAGAGAAAAACUGGAAACAACCAAAGGAGGAUACUUUAGUACAUCCAUACUGAUGGAAUAUUUUAUGCUUAUUAAAUUCAUGUUUUCCAGUAUAUUUAAAUAUACUGCAAGACUGCUUUCCUUUCUGGGAUCUCUAGAGAUCAAUCCACUUCCAAACUUUUUCAGAUUGUUGGCAGAAUUAAGUUCCAUGCGAUUUUACAACUGAGGUCCCUGUUUCUGUGCUGGCUUUCAACUGGGGGGUUGUUAUCUUCUAAAGGCCACCUGCAUUCCUUAGUUUGAGGUCCCUUUCUCCAUCCUGGAAGCCUCACGCCUCUAAUCUCUCUCACUUCCCAUUCUGCCUCAUGUCUUUAUUUCUUAAAGGCUCAGGUGAUUAGAUUGGGUCCACCCAGAUAAUCCAGGCUGAUCUCCCCGUUUUCAACUUCAGAACCUUAAUUACACUGGCAAGGUCCCUUUUGCCAAAAGUUAAUACAGUUGACCCUUGAACAACAUGGGCGUUAGGGGCACUGACCCCAUGCAUAGGGGGUUCCCCCCAACAUAGUCGAUUAACACAUAUUUUGUAUAUAUUAUAUACUAUAUUUUUACAAAAAAGUAAGCUAGAGACAAGAAAAUAUUUAGAAAACCGUAAGGAAGAGUAAGUACAUUUACAGUACUGUAAAAAAUCUGGGGUAAGUAGACCCAUGUAGUAUAAACCUGUGCUGUUCCAGGGUCAACUUAUAACAAGUUCUGAGGAAGAACAGAAUGUGAGCAGACGUCUUUGGGGGGCCAUUGUUCUGUCUACCAGAUCACCUAAAAGCACAAUGGAAGUACCUCGGCUUGAUUUUCCUUUCAUUCCACUGUGCUGUCAAUUUUCCUGCACUACAGCAGCCAGCUCCCCCUACCACCAUCACCCCUUUCACCUUUCACCUUCUAGGUAACUCCUGGCUAACUUACUCAAGGAUUCUUUUUGUUCUAUUGUUUUAGUUGUUAGUAAGUAAAGACUUCAUGGGGAAAACAAUCUCCAUUAGGAAGAAAAAAUGAGUAUUUGCUGGAACGAUAGCAUUAUUACUCUUAGGUGAAUGUUAAAAGCACUCUUAACACCUGUUGAGGAAUCCAGAUUUCGUCAAGUGUAGACCCUAAACCUGCCUAGUUCCAGAACCCCAAGCAAGACAGAAUAUAAAGGCAUGACUGGUCCCUUGCUGUGCUGUUACUUUUAAGAAUAACACGGGUAUAGAAAUCUAAUUAAGGCCUGACUGAAUGUGAAAAAAGGUAUGUAUCAUAGUUGGUGGAAUUAAUGUAUUCUGCUAAGAACUUUCCUAAUUACAAAAUAUUUCAAAUACACAGAAAAUAACAUACUCACAUACCCACUACCCAGAUUUUACAAAUGUUAAUAUUUUGCCACAUUUAUUUCUGAACUCUAUUCUCAUCCCUUUUCCUUCCCUUCCUGACUUCUUUCUCUCUCCAGUGGCAGCUAAUAUCCUGAAGUUAGUGAGAAUCAUUUCCAUGCAUGAUUUAACUUUUAAUAAAUAUUCUAUAAUCAAAUAGUAAACUUCUGCAUGAAGUAAUAAUAUUUCAGUUUUACGUCCAGUAUCACAAAAGACAGUGUACCCUGACUGCCAACACUGGUCUUAAAUUGUUCAAUAUUUGGCAGGUAAUUUCUAUAUUGAAAAUGAAUUCAUCAGACUAUCAUAGUAUGAUGACAUGAACCAUUAAGAUAAUUCAAUUAACCCUAUCUACUCUGAUUUAUCACUUCCACUGUUGAAGGACCUUUAGGGUUAUUUCCUGGUUUUGGCUAUUAUGAAUGGUGCCACUAUGAACAUUCUAGGACCUGUUUGUAGAUGAACAUCUGUAUGCAUUUCUAUUGGAUUUAUACUAUAUUAGGGUUUUUUUUAAUUAAUUAAAUUCAAUUUAGUUAACAUAUAAUGUGUUAUUAGUUUCAGGGGUAGAAUUUAGUGAUUCAUCUGUUGCAUAUAACACUCAGUGUGCAUUACAUCAAGUGCUCUCAAUGCCCAUCACCCAAUUACCCCAAAUUACCCAAUCUGCAUACACCCCUCCCCUUUAGCAACCCUCAGUUUUUUUCCUAGAGCUAAGAGUCUCUUAUAAUUUGCCUCCCUCUUUGUUUUUAUCUUAUUUUAUUUUUCCUUCCCUUCCCCUAUGUUCAUCUGUUUUGUUUCUUAAAUUCCACAUAUGAGUGAAAUCAUAUGGUAUUUGUCUUUCUUGGACUGACUUAUUUUGCUUAGCAUAAUAUCCUCUAGUUCCAUCCACGUCAUUGCAAAUGGUAAGAUUUCAUUCUUUUUGAUGGUUCGGUAAUAUUCCAUUAUAUAUAUGAUAUAUAUAUGAGAUAUAUAUAUAUGUAUAUACAUACACACACAUAUACAUACCACCUCCCACAUCUUCUUUAUCCAUUCAUCUGUUGAUGGACAUCCGGGCUCUUUCCAUGUUUUGGCUAUUGUGGACAUUACUCCUCUAAACACUGGGGUGCAUCUGCCCCUUCAAAUCACUUUGUGUAUCCCUUGGAGAAAUACCAAGUAAUACAAUUGCUGGGUCGCAGGGUAGUUCUACUUUUAACAUUUUGAGGAACCUCCAUAAUGUUUUCUAGAGUGGCUGCACAGCUUGCAUUCCCACCAACAGUGCAAGAGAAGGUUUCCCUUUCUCUGCAACCUCACUAACACCUGUUGUUUCCUGACUUGUUAAUUUUAGCCAUUAUGACUGUUGUGAGAUGAUAUCUCAUUGUGGUUUUGAUUUGUAUUUCCCUGAUGCCAAGUGAUGUGGAGCAUUUUUUCUUAUGUCUGUUGGCCAGUUGGAUGUCUUCUUUGCAGAAAUGUCUGUUCAUGUCUUCUGCCCAUUUCUUGACUGGAUUUUUUGGUUUUUGGGUGUGGGGUUUGAUAAGUUCUUUACAGAUCUUGGAUACUAGCCCUUUAACUAAUGUGUCAUUUGCGAAUAUCUUCUCCCAUUCCUUAUAGUUUUAUUGUUUCCUUUGCUGUGCAAAAGCUUUUUAUCCUGAUGAAGUCCCAAUAGUUCAUUUUUGCUUUUGUUUCCCUUACCUUUGGAGACGUGUCUAGCAAGAAGUUGCUGCAGCUGAGGUCAAAGAGGUUGCUGUCUGUGUUCUCCUCAAGGAUUUUGAUGGAUUCCUGUCUCACAUUUAGGUCUUUCAUCCAUUUUGAAUUUAUUUUUGUGUAUGGUCUAAGAAAGUGGUCCAGUUUCAUUCUUCUGCAUGUGACUGUCCAAUUUUCCCAAUACCAUUUGUUGAAGAGACUGUCCUUUUCCCAUUGGAUAUCCUUUCCUGCUUUUCAAAGAUUAGUUAACCAUAGAGCUGAGGGUCCAUUUCUGGGUUCUCUAUUCUGUUCCAUUGAUCUAUGUGUCUGUUUUUGUGCCAGUACGAUACUGUCUUGAUGAAUACAGUCUGAAGUCCAGAACUGUGAUGCCUCCUGCUUUCUAGUACAGUUUUUUGUAGGUUACAAGGUCCAACAAAAGACUCACUAGUUUAAAAUCAAGAUUUCAGUAGGGCUGCAUUCCUUUCUGGAAGCUCCAGGGGAGAGUCCAUUUCCCUACCUUUUCCAGUUUCUAAAGCCUGACCACAAUUCUUGGCCCAUGGCCACACUCCUCCAUCUUCAAAGCCUGCACUGAUGGGUUACAUUCUUCUCAUACUCAUCAAUUCUGAUCUUGCUUCUAUCACUAACCCUCCUUUUCUGACUCUGAACUUUUCAGUGUCCCUUUAUAGCAUUUUAGGACCCUUGUGCUUACACUGGGUCUACCCACCAGGAUAAUCCCCCUGUUCUAAAGUCAGCUGAGUAGCAACCUUACAUCCAUAUGCAACCUAAUUCCCCCUUGCCAUAUAACGUAACAUGUUCACAGGUUCUAGGGCUUGGAAGGCCAUUUUCUGUCAACCACAGACACAUAGGAAUAGAAUUACUGUGUCUUAGGGUAUGUGACAUUCUACGUUAGUAGAUACUGGGCAUUUUCCACUGUACCAACUUACACGCCCAUUAGUACUUUCUGAAAGCUGCAGUUGCUUCACACCCUUGCUAAAACUUGAUAUAUUCUAUCUUUUUCAUCUUAGCUUUUCUUGUGGGAGUGUAAUAAAAAGGUGUGAUUUUAAUUCCCAUUUCCUUAAUGGCUAAUGAAAUUCAGUGCUUUUUAACUUUUUUUUUUGGCCAUUCAGAUAUCCUCUGAAAAGUUAGUUUUCUGCCCCUUUAUUUUAACUGGGUUGUCUGUCUUAUCACUUUGAAGGAGUUCUUUAUAUAUUCUAACUAUGUCUUUCGUCGGAUAUAAAUAUUGAGAUAAUCUUCUCUCCCUCCGCAAGUUGAAUUUUCAUUCUUUUAGUUAUGUUUUUGAUAGAAGUUAUUAAUGUUAAUAUAGUCUAAUUUAUCAAUCUUUUUCUUUAUGGUUAGUGAUUAUUGUGUCCUGUUUUAGAAAUCUUUGACUAUUUUAAGACCACAAAGAUAUUCUCCUGUUUUCUUUCAGACAGCUUCACUGUUUUACCUUUCACUUUUAUAUCUGCAAUUCAUCUUGAAUGGAUUUUACACAUUUACAUACACUUACUAAAGAGCCCAUUCUUUCCUAAUGCACUAACAGUGUCACAUUUGUCUUAGAUUAAAUAACCAUAUAUUUUGGAUCUGUUUCUCAACUCUACUGGUCAGUUUUUCUACCCUUGUAUGUAUAAAAAUCAUCUGUUUAAAUUAGUUUUAUAACAGGUUUGCUAUCUGGUAGUAUAAGCCUUCUAACUUUGUUCUUUGUGACCUCCUUAGUUCUUGGUACUCUGCAUUUCCAUAUGAAUUUUGAGACUGUUCACACACACACACACACACACACACCCCAACUUGCUGUGAUUUUCAUUGGCACUACCUUGACUCUGGAUUAUUCUGGGGAAGAGGUCAAUCUUUACAAUAUUGAGUCUUUUAUUCCAUGGACAUGGUAUAUUUCUAUUUCACCAUUUACUUAGGCAUUCUUUAAUUUCUCUCAGUAUUGUUUUCCAGCUUUCAAUGUAAAAUUCUGACAUGCCUUUUGAUUUGUUCCUAGGUGUUAGGUUUUUUUUUUCCGAAUGCUACUCUGAAUGGUAUUGUUUUUUAAAUUUUGUUAUUUAUUUGUUUGCUGCUGGCAUAUAGAAAUGCUAUUGUCUUUUAUUAACCUCGCAGCCAGCAAACUUACAAAAUUCACUUAUUAAUUCUAAAAGAUUAGCUAUGUAUAUUCUUUUGGAUCACAAUGAUGUCAUAUGUGAAUAAUAAGAUUUCUUAUAAUCCAAUCCUUGUAACUUCUUUAAUCUUGCCUUACUGAACUGUCUAGGAUAUCUAGUAUAAUUAUGACCAGAAGUGGUGAUAGUACUCUCCUUGUUCCUGAUGUCAGAGGGAAAGCUUUCACUAUUUUUAUCAUUAUGAGAUGUUUGCUGUAGGACUUUUGUAAAUGUUCUUUAUUAGACUAAGAAAGUUCCUUCCUAAUGUCUUAAGAGUUUCUAUCACGAAUGGAUGUUGAAUUUUGUCAAACGCUUUUUCUGCGUCUAUCAGCUUGUAAUGAUCUGUCUCCCUUUUUUGUUAAUAUAGUAUAUUACACUAAUUGGUUUUCUAAUGUUAAACCAACCUUGAAUUUCUGGAAUAAGCCCCUCGUAAGUCAUGACAUCUUAUCAUUAGAUUAAAUUUGUUAAUAUUUUGUUAAGGAUUUUUACAUUUAUGUUUAUGGGACUGGUCUAUAAUUUGCUUUCUUAAAAUGUCAUUUCUAGAUUCUGGAAUAAACAUUAUACUCAUUAAAAGAGCUGGGAAGUAUAACUUCCUUUUCUAUUCAAUAAAAGUGUAUGUAAGAUUGAUGUUAUUUCUUUCUUAAAUGCUUGGAAAACUUCACCGAUAAAUCUGCUAAGUUUUAAAAACUAAAAUUUCAAGGGUUGGUCUAGAAGAUUGCUGCCAAUUGAUUCCUAAUCUUUACACACAUCCUCUCCCAAAUUACAAAAUUAACAAGGGGUGAAAGCAAGCCACACCAACAGGAUUACUCAGAGACAGAGAAUACUGCAUCCUUGAAAUUAUCUUUAAGUACAGAAAUAAACACCAAAUUAAAAAAUGAUUUCCUGCUGCUGUUGCAAGCCAAUGGGCACAAAGUGAUAAUGAGGAGGUUUAACACAUCCAUGUAAAACUGGAUAGGGAAUGGAAGACUUUGAGGAAGUACAGUUAAAAUCCAUGUAAAACAGGACAGGGAAAUGAAGACUUUGAGGAGGUACAGUUAAAAUCACCCCCAGAAUGAGAAAAUCUAACACUAUGUUCUAAAAAAUUGAGUACAAUUUGGGGAUUUGGUAGUUCACAGCAUGGGCUAUAGAAAAGGAGCUUGAAAAUGAAUAAGGCUAAAAUUGAUAGUUUGAAUAAGCACAGCUUCUGAAAAAAGACCCAGAUAAGUAGAGAAGGGGUGAUUCCCUCUGAGAAAUAAAAGAAAAAACUAGAGGGGAAGAAUAAGGAUUCUGUAGAAACAAAAGAGAUACAAGCCAUGCUAGCUCCUCUCCCAUUUCCUAAUGCAUCCAUUCAAAACUAAACUGUGAGAAGUUGACACUCUCAAAUUAGGAAUUCUAGCCACAAAAUACUCAGAAAUAGAAAAUAUCAAGCUAAUUCUAUAAAAAGCUACUGUAAGAAUAAAGCAGAAUAUGUAAAUUCAAACAUUUCUGCUGAUGAAAAGCACCUCCCUCCCCAUGUAAAACCAUGAAAUAGAAGAAAAACUGGUAGUGACCACUCCAAAAUGCACUCAAUAUCUUUAAAUAGCAUAAUUUAUAUGAAAAAGAAAAAUACUGAAUCAGAAAUUUAAAUGCUUUUUUCUGAGACAGAGAGCACGCUGGUGUGAGAGCGGUGGGGGGGGGCAGAGGGGGAGGGAAUCUUAAGUAGGCCCCAUGCCCAGCACAGAGCCCCAUGAGGGGCUCAAUCCCACAACCCUGAGAUCAUGACCUGAGCGGAAAUCAAAAGUCGGAUACUUAAACGACUGAGCCACCCAGGUGCCCCUUGAAUCAGAAAUUUAAAAAUCAGGAGUAGAAAUCAUCCCCCCACACAGCAAAAAAAAAAAAAACCACAGGGGCUGGGAGAUAAA